Messenger RNA from Pangasianodon hypophthalmus (striped catfish), 7415 nucleotides. RefSeq names its product NACHT, LRR and PYD domains-containing protein 12-like. The coding region runs from base 1163 to 4420 and encodes 1085 amino acids. The record is from RefSeq and is a predicted model, not a curated record. The transcript has 13 exons. Gene Ontology annotation, molecular function: protein binding. NCBI's taxonomy places the organism in Eukaryota, Metazoa, Chordata, Actinopteri, Siluriformes, Pangasiidae.
ACUUGGUCUCCAACUAAUUUUACAGUAGGUUGUAGCUAGGUGGUACGUAAGUAACAUCCAAAGUAGCAUCCACAUGAAUGCCAGGACCCAAGGUUCCCCAGCAGAACAUUGCCCAGAGCAUCAAAAUGCGUCCGUCAGCUUGCCUUCUUCCCAUAGUGCAUCCUGGUGCCGUCUCUUCCCCAGGUAAGCAAGACAUGUUACAUUCACAUGAUGUAACAGAAAAUGUGAUUCAUCAGCCCAGGCCACCUUUUUCCAUUGCUUCCUAGUCCAGUUCUGAUGCUCAUGUGCCCAUUGUAGGCACUUUUAGCGGUGGACAGGGUCAGCAUGGGCACUCUGACCAGUCUGCAGCUAUGCAGCCCCAUACGCAGCAAGCUGUGAUGCACUGUGUGUUCUCACACCUUUCUGUCAUAGCCAGCAUUAACUUUUUCAGCAGUUUGUGCUACAGUAGCUCUUCUGUGGGAUUGGACCAAAUGGGCUAGCCUUCGCUCCCCAUGUGCAUCAGUGUGCCUUGGGUGGUCGUGACCCUGUCGCCGGUUCAGCGGUUGUCCGUCCUUGGACUACUUUUGGUAGGUAAUCAGGAUGCUAGUUCCCAUUAAGAAAACCAGAAAAACAUUUAACUAUAAAAAAUUAAGUAAACUUACUCAGUUUGAGUUCUGCUUCUUUUUCUAAUAAUCUGCUGAGUGUUUCCAGCACUUUCUGUAAUUUCACAUUUUUUAAAAUGUUUUUAUAUCGAGCUUUAACUGUUACUCAUGCACAUAUUUGCAGGUGUUUUCAAAAGUUGUAUUUCACUGAUCUGAUCAAGUGCUUCCAAUAAAUGUGCAAACAAAUCCAGAUUACAAAACUUGUAAAAGGGUAAGGAGCUCAUAUUGUGUUUUAUUGAAGUGAUUUUGUUUAGAAUAGCUUUAUCAUGGCUUUUGCUCCAUUCCUUUCUAAUAAUAAUUGAUAUUACUGUCUGUGUGUGUGUUUAUUACUCUACCUCACUGCCCUUUGCCCUCUGCAGAAUAAACCAGGUAGACGGUGUCAAUGAAGGUAAAAUUCAGCAGCUCCAUUUUGUGUUGAGGGGAAAAUAAACCAUUUCAGGAGUAAAAACACAGGUUUGAUUUAACACACCGAUGUUGGAGUGAAGUAAACGUGUGUCCUGCUGUAAUCUGGAGAAGGAGACAUGACCUCCAACAUGAGUGUGUCUGGAAAACAGGACUUAAAGAAAGAUGAGAGAAUGAUGGAGAGAAAGAGAUCAGACUCACCAGAACCCAGCUGUGUGUCCAUGAAGAGUGACCAGUCAAUGGAACAUCCAGUUACCUUCAGAGACAGAGACAGUUCUACUGAUGUGAGACCACAAAAGAAGAAAUCAAACAUCAGCAGAAAUCAGAUGGAGUCCAUAUUCAAGGAGCUGGAACACAAAGUCAUCACUCUGAUAAAGAAUGAGCUGAAGAGGUUUAGGAAGCUCCUGAGUCCAGAUUACCCAGCAUGCACUGAGAGGGAGGUGGAGGAUGAGGAGGAUCUGCACAGUGUCCGAGAGGGAGUGCUGAAGAUCACACUGCACGUCCUGAAGAACAUGAACCACACAGAUCUCGCUAACACACUGCACAACAAACUCACCUCUGUGUAUCAGCCAAAGUUCAAAUCCAAACUUAGAGAGAAGUUUAAACGAAUUAAUGAAGGAAUCUCACAGCAUGGAGGCUCAGCACUUCUGAACGAGAUCUACACAGAGCUCUACAUCACAGAGGGUUGGAGUGGAGAAGUCAAUAAUGAACAUGAGGUGAGACAGAUUGAGACAGCUUCCAGGAGACCAGCAACACAGGAGACACCCAUCAAAUGUAAUGAGCUCUUUAAAGACAAGUCCAUCAGAAGUGUGCUGACUAAAGGAGUUGCUGGAAUUGGAAAAACAGUCUCUGUGCAGAAGUUCAUUCUGGACUGGGCCGAAGGAAAAGCAAAUCAGGACGUCUUCUUCAUGUUUCCACUUCCCUUUAGAGAGCUGAAUCUGAUGAAGCAGGAAAAUCUCAGUCUGAUGAAUCUUCUUCAUCACUUUUUCCCAGAAAUGAGAAAACUAGAAUUAAUAGACUCCUACAAAGUGUUGUUGAUCUUUGAUGGUCUGGAUGAGUGUCGACUUCCUCUAAAUUUCCAGAAGAAUGAGAGAUUGUGUGAUGUGACAGAGUCAGCCUCAGUGGAUGUGCUGCUGACAAACCUCAUCAAGGGGAAUCUGCUUCCCUCUGCUCUCCUCUGGAUAACAUCUCGACCAGGUGCAGCCAAUCAGAUUCCUCCUGAGUGUGUAGACCAGGUAACAGAGGUACGAGGGUUCAGUGAUCCUCAGAAAGAGGAGUACUUCAGGAAGAGGAUCAUUGACCAGAGCCUGGCCAAUAAAGUCAUCACACACAUGAAGUCUUCAAGAAGCCUCUACAUCAUGUGCCACAUCCCAGUCUUCUGCUGGAUUUCAGCCACUGUUCUAGAGAGAAUGUUGGGUGAAGCAGAGAGUGGAGAGAUCCCCAAGACUCUGACUCAAAUGUUCACACACUUCCUGAUCUUUCAGAUCAAACACAAGGACCAAAAGUACCAUCAGAAAUGUGACCCUGAUCCUCAGCAGACCAGAGACAGUAUCCUGGCACUGGGAAAACUGGCUUUCCAACAGCUGGAGAAAGGGAACCUGAUCUUUUAUGAGGAAGACCUGAGAGAGUGUGGCAUUGAUGUCAGAGAAGUGUCAGUGUACUCAGGUGUGUGUACUCAAAUCUUCAGAGAGGAGUUUGGGCUUCACCUGGGGAAGGUGUUCAGCUUUGUACAUCUGAGUGUUCAGGAGUUUCUGGCUGCUUUAUAUGCAUUUCUCUCCUUCAUCAGCAGAAAUGUACCAGAACAACAAACUUCUGAUCUGUCUGACCUUUUCAGAAAGUCAAACAUGUCUGAUUUCCUCAGGAGUGCAGUGGACAAGGCCUUACAGAGUGAGAAUGGACACCUGGACCUGUUUCUCCGCUUCCUUCUGGGUCUCUCACUGGAGUCCAAUCAGAAUCUCUUACGAGGCUUAAUGCCACAGAAAGGAAGCAGCUCUCACAGCAAACAGGAAACAGUCGAGUACAUCAAGGAGAAGAUCAGGGAGAAUCCAUCUCCAGAGAAAUCCAUCAAUCUAUUCCACUGUCUGAAUGAACUGAAUGAUCAUUCUUUAUUGCACGAAGUACAAAAAUACCUGAAAAGAGGAGGUUACAGGUGUCUUAGUGGAACAAGACUCUCUCUUGCUCAGUGGUCAGCUCUGGUGUUUGUGUUGCUGAACUCAGAACAGGAGAUGGAUGUAUUUGAUUUGAGUAAAUAUGACCAAUCCGAGGAAUGUCUUCUGAGGCUGCUGCCAGUGGUUAAAGCCUCCAGAACAGCUGUGCUGUGGGAGUGUAAACUGACAGAGGAAAGCUGUAGAGUUCUGUCCUCAGUUCUCAGCUCAAACUCCUCCAGUCUGAGAGAACUGAACCUGAGUGGAAAUAAACUGCAGGAUUCAGGAGUGAAGCUGCUCUCUGAGGGACUGGAGAAUCCACACUGUACACUGGAGAAACUGGAACUGCGUGAAUGUAAUCUGACAGAGGAAAGCUGUAGAGCUCUGUCCUCAGUUCUCAGAUCAAACUUCUCCAGUCUGAGAGAACUGAACCUGAGUGAGAAUAAACUGCAGGAUUCAGGAGUGAAGCUGCUCUCUGCUGGACUGAAGAAUCCACACUGUACACUGGAGAUACUGGAGCUGUGUGAGUGUAAUCUGACAGAGGAAAGCUGUAGAGUUCUGUCCUCAGUUCUCAGCUCAAACUCCUCCAGUCUGAGAGAACUGAACCUGAGUGACAAUAAACUGCAGGAUUCAGGAGUGAAGCUGCUCUCUGCUGGACUGGAGAAUCCACACUGUACACUGGAGAAACUGAGGCUGUGUGAGUGUAAUCUGACAGAGGAAAGCUGUAGAGUUCUGUCCUCAGUUCUCAGCUCAAACUCCUCCAGUGUGAGAGAAUUGAACCUGAGUAACAAUAAACUGCUGAAUUCAGGAGUGAAGCUGCUCUCUACUGGACUGGAGAAUCCACAUUGUAAACUGGAGAAACUGAGGCUGUGUGAGUGUAAUCUGACAGAGGAAAGCUGUAGAGUUCUGUCCUCAGUUCUCAGCUCAAACUUCUCCAGUCUGAGAGAACUGAACCUGAGUUACAAUAAACUGCAGGAUUCAGGAGUGAAGCUGCUCUCUGCUGGACUGGAGAAUCCACACUGUACACUGGAGAUACUGAGGAUGCGUUACUGCAGUAUUACAGAUGAAGGUUGUGCUGCUCUGGCUUCAGCUCUGAGGUCAAACUCCUCAUCACACCUGAGAGAACUGGAUCUGAAUGAUAAUAAUCCAGGAGAAUCAGGAGUGAAGCUGCUCUCUGAUCUACUGAAGGAUCCACACUGUACACUGGAGACACUACACAUCGAGUUGUAUUAACUCACCAGGACUAGCAUAUGACAGGAGUCUCACCUCAAUCCUCUUUUCCAGGAUAAAGCAGUUUUGGUGAAGCGUUAGAACCCGUCCCAUAUUUCCAGCAGUUUGGGAGCUGAAUCAUUCAUAUUCAGAUGUAGAAGUUCCAUAACAAUAACUGUGACUGAUCACAUCCUUUUAUCCACUCAGCUACAAGUUACUUCAGGCUUUAAUAACAUAUUUUACAAUCCAAAGUCAAAUCCUUCAGCAUCUACACACAACACAGAGAUAUCAUCACAUCAUCACACUGAUUAUACAAAUACACAUCCAUGUGUUGUAGCUGUUUAUAGCUUAUUUUUAGCUCCACAUUUUUAUCUAACAUUCAUUUCUCCAAAGAUGACUGAUUCAAAGGUGUGAUAUUGGUUUUUUUUUCUUAAAAAUGAUUUUCAAACCUCGGUUCUUUGUUUGCUAAUCUGUGUUUAAUGGUAACCAUGGUAACAGCUUGGUUGUGAAAUUUGUUGUUAUGGUGAUAUUUUUACCUCACUUCUAUCUGACUGGUUCCUUGGGUACAGACCAGCAGGGUUCUUGUCCCAGACUUGAACAGUUUUUGCUGAAUAAUAACUAGAUAUUUUCUGGUGAAAAAGUACAGAAUGGUUCCAUCACUGGUACCUUAUUUCAGUACAAAAAACAUACACAUGAUCUGAUUCGACAUGAAAAUGUGUGUCAUGUGUCCAAAAUGUAAGCUUACAUCACUGAGCAUGACAUCACUUCCUGUACACAUGACUACAAUGAAUAUCUGUAUCUCAACCAUGUAGAAGCAGCUGAAAUGUUAUGAUAUCAGAUUGUACUGAUUUUUCAUCACAGAGAGUCUCAUGAAGAACAGAAGCGUGAAAUAAAACUCUGCCUUCCUUCCUGCUAAUAAUCAUAAUGAUGAUGUUAAGAGAUUAAUAAUGUUCUUCUCUGGUGAUCAGUUCACAAUAUGGCAGGGCUUCAUUAUUCUGUAACCUCACACCAGCUAAUUACAAUAAACAUGUAUAUGAGUGUAAGUAAUCUCAUGUGAUAAAACAAGUGAAAGAGCUGAACUAGAAAGUAACAUGUAUCACUGCAUCUAAGUUUGACUUAAGAUAUUUAUUAGAUUCAUAAGAAAUCCAUUAUGGAAUUAUGUCCCCACAAAGCCAUUGUGUGUUCUGUGUGUAACCCAGGUUACCAACACUCAACUGAGCUGGGAGUAGUUAUUUUCAUGAGUUCUGAAGCUGCCAGUAAGAGCAUUUUGUAUAUUGAAGAAUUGACCAAUCACAAGUGAGAGUGUUGUAUAGCACAUUUUUUUUUCCUUUCUGGAAUUCGCAUCCUUUCUGGUUAGCGCGUGCUCUCUCUCUCUUGCUUCGGCGGGAACAGAAGUGAGCGGAGCCGUUUCAGGUCUUUCCGAUUAAAAUGUAAGAAUUUGAUUAAUCAGGUAGAAAUAUUUGAUUAAAAAACCUAGUGAUAUUUGCCCAGAGACGUUAUAUCGAGACUAGAAGCAAAGUUGAUGUAAAAAGAGACUUAAAUCGGUUUGGUAGCACGCGAUUGCCGAGAGGACGCCUCCUUUAACACAUGUGGCAUGUUAUCCAAUAAUUAAAAGUGUUUCACACAGAAGCAAAAGACAUUUUCGAUUGGAAAUUAAUUUCAUGACUUAUGAGUGAAAGACCGAGUGGAAACUGAGUUCUUUGGAGCUACAAGGGAUUAAAACGGUCAAGUUCAUCUGUGGUCUUGUGUGUGCUGCAAGCUCUAAGUUGACGCUGUAUGGAGAUCGAUGCUUCACGGAAUGGAGUAUCUGGAUUCCCGGAUUUCGUCCAAACUCCUGUGUUCACGGAGGGAGCGAGGACUGGCGAGCCGCACUGAGUUCUCAACAAGUGCUACUGAAUGACAUUUACAUUGCUGUUGCCGAACUGGACGGUAGGAAAAGUGAACUAGCAGCACAAACAGAGUGUUUCACUGUUCUCUUUAGGGACGAUCUAAUAGGAGAGACUGAGUGACGAACAAUUUCAUUGUCGUUAACUGAAUUCAGCCACAUUCACAAGGAUGUAAAUGAACCUCAAGUACUGAAUUACAAGACUCUUGAAAAUUGAGCUUUGAAUUCAUAUUUGAAUUUAUUUAGGUUUAUCUGGGUUUCUUCCUAAUUGUGUUUUUCUUCUAAUUUGGUCAAGUGUAUUUGUUUUCCCAUUUGAGUUUUUUUUUUGAGUUUUCAUUUGAAGUCCUUGAGAUCUAUAAAGAAAAAAAAAAGAGAGUUAUUGUCAAAACAACCUGCACUGAAAUAGUUUUUUUUUCCUUUUCUUUGUUUGAGAAAGUUACCCAUUGUAUUUUAUUUUAUUUAUUUAUUUUUUUUCUCAUUCCUCUGAUUUGGUGCAUUUCAAUUGCUCAAACAUUUGCUUUUGACAAAUAACACUGAGUUGAACAUCUUACCAUGUCUGAGUGAUUCAUUGUUGUUGUUGAGCUCCUUAUUCUCCGUAGGCGAACCUGAACUUCUGAAAAGCUGGUCCAUAUUCAGAACCCAUCGUGUCUGCAGUACUUGGUGCAGCGGGUUACAUGUGUGUCCAUAAUGUCCUAUUGACAUGAAUGUAUUUGGCUGUAUUUUUGUAUGAGUUUUGGUGGUCUGUCUGUGUGUAUACAUAGUGUGUGUAUUUGUGGUGUCCAUUUAAUGUGUGUGAAUGAUGAGGUAGAACCUUUACAAAAUACAGACCUGAUUUAAUAAAAACUGAUCUCACAUACACACACCUCACACCGCAAAGACACAUACUGUGUAUACAUACAAACACACACAUGACAAUUGGGGUUAGUAUGACAUUGCAUCAUUUUCUCUCUGCAAUAUGCCUAGAAUCUUUGACAGUGAAUGAGAAAAUCUCUCACUAGUAUGAUUCUGUUUUUUGGCAGUAUGUGUUUUGUAUGUGUGAGAGAAACAGAGAAAAAAAAGAACAAACAGCCCCUGUUUUUGGAUGUCUGUUGUUUGGCAGAUAUCAAACCCCUCACAAUACAAUCAUGAAACACA